Limanda limanda (common dab) is the source of this 1086-nucleotide messenger RNA. RefSeq names its product limb and CNS expressed 1 (gene lix1). The transcript has 7 exons. Gene Ontology annotation, biological process: autophagosome maturation. NCBI's taxonomy places the organism in Eukaryota, Metazoa, Chordata, Actinopteri, Pleuronectiformes, Pleuronectidae. The record is from RefSeq and is a predicted model, not a curated record. Gene Ontology annotation, cellular component: cytoplasm. The coding region runs from base 1 to 1086 and encodes 361 amino acids.
AUGAAUAAAGUGAGAAUGGAAGAGAGCAUCAUGUCAUACCUGUCGCAGAGUGAGACUGGCACCAGCCCCAAAGACCUGAACGUGGUGGCCAUGCUCCAUCACUUCUGGGAGCAGAAGCAGACGAGUCAGUCGAGUGGUUCCCUCGGUGAACCAGGAGGUUCCAGUGGGGACACAGCCGUCCAGACGGAGAGCUUGUUGUUGUAUGAAUCUGCACCGUCCCCCGGUCCACCGUUCAUCUGCUACGUCACCCUUCCUGGAGGAAGCUGCUUUGGGAACUAUAAGGUGUGUGACACUCAGGCAGAAGCUCGGAGGGACGCGGCCCGCGUGGCCCUGAUGAACUCCCUCGUGAACGAGCUGCCGUGUCGACGCAUCAACUCUCAGUUCAUCACUCAGAGUUUGCAGCAGGCGGCCACACACAGUGCCGUCUCAGCUGAAGAUGCUUGUGAUUCCAGCACCAGUAUAGGAACCUACAGUUCGCUCCUCCACUCCUACGUAGGAAGGACAAUGCUGGAGUUCCAGGAGAUGAUGACAGUGUUCCAGCUGUUGCACUGGAACGGGACACUGAAAGCACUGCGGGAGAGGCAGUGUUCUCGACAGAGCGUGAUCUCCUACUACUCUCAGCGAGGUCUGGAUGAGUACAUGCGCAGCAACAUGGCUCUGGAUUGGCUCGAGCGGGAGCAGAGGUCAGCGGGGCAGCUCGGGGAGGAGCUGCAGGUGGCGCAGAGGGAGCUGGUGCUUGCCCGCCGUCGAGGCAUAGAGCUGCGCUUCCACAAGGAGAAGACGGAGAUCCUCAGCUUGGCUCUGAGUCAAGCUUACAUCCACCACACACCCGAGGCCUCGAGCCCGACGGAGAGUCACACCUACGAAGAACUUCCUUUACACGCAUUAUACAGCCAGGAAACAGAAGUCGAAAUCACACCGCCCUGCAGUCCAUCACCAACCCUUCAUAAAAACACAAAGCAAACACUCUGGCAAAUCUCUGGAAAACACGUGGCCUCCAGCAGUUCUUCACCAUACUCACUGCAGACUUAUGGGACUUUAAAUAGACAGAAGAAGAAGGUUCAAAUCGCCCAGCCCAAGCAGUGA